Gasterosteus aculeatus aculeatus (three-spined stickleback) is the source of this 5300-nucleotide messenger RNA. It is a transcript of the gene atp8b2, whose product is annotated as ATPase phospholipid transporting 8B2. Gene Ontology annotation, molecular function: ATP binding; ATPase-coupled intramembrane lipid carrier activity; ATP hydrolysis activity. Gene Ontology annotation, cellular component: trans-Golgi network; plasma membrane. Lineage: Eukaryota; Metazoa; Chordata; Actinopteri; Perciformes; Gasterosteidae. The record is from RefSeq and is a predicted model, not a curated record. Gene Ontology annotation, biological process: Golgi organization; phospholipid translocation.
GGGGGGUCGGUCUCCCGCCUCAAGCCCCACCGUGUCCUCGGAGAGAGAAGCGACGAGGAGGUCUCCCCCACAAAACAACGUAUAAGAGAAACUCGUGAAGAAUGUGUUUCACACCCUGAAGACAAAAAUGAAAUAGAGUGCAUCACCUGAAUACGUGCAUACAAUCCCAUGGGCCAUUGCAGAAGGAGAGCAGCAGAGUGGAGAUGUUCAGGAAGAAGCCUCCUCCAGAGGAGGAGAGACGGGUCAGAGCCAAUGACAGAGAGUACAAUGAGAAGUUCCAGUAUGCGAGUAACUGCAUUAUGACAUCCAAGUACAACAUCGUCACCUUUCUGCCCGUCAACUUGUUCGAGCAGUUCCAGGAAGUAGCCAAUACCUACUUCCUUUUCUUGCUCAUACUUCAGCUAAUACCUCAGAUCUCCUCCCUCUCCUGGUUCACUACCAUUGUGCCUUUAGCUUUGGUGCUGAGCAUCACUGCAGUGAAGGAUGCAACAGAUGACUAUUUUCGUCACAAAAGUGACAACCAAGUGAACAAUCGGCAGUCUCAGGUCCUCAUCCGUGGCUUGCUACAGAAUGAAAAGUGGAUGAACGUCCGAGUGGGGGAUAUCAUCAAACUGGAAAAUAAGCAGUUUGUGGCAGCUGACCUGCUGCUGCUGUCCAGCAGCGAACCUCAUGGGCUCUGUUACAUUGAGACGGCCGAGCUGGACGGAGAGACCAACAUGAAGGUUCGUCAGUCCGUCUCAGUGACAAAUGAACUCGCGGACCAGAACAACUUGGCUUCAUUCGAUGGUGAAGUAGUGUGCGAGCCCCCCAACAACAAGCUGGAUCGUUUCUGCGGGACUCUGUACUGGAGAGACAAGAAAUACACCCUUACGAACCAGAACAUGUUGCUACGAGGAUGCGUCCUCCGCAACACGGAGACCUGCUACGGCCUGGUUAUCUUCGCAGGCCCAGACACCAAGCUAAUGCAGAACAGCGGUAGCACCAAGUUUAAGCGGACAAGCAUCGACCGGCUUAUGAACACUCUGGUCCUCUGGAUCUUUGGCUUCCUGGUGUGUAUGGGUGUGAUCCUGGCGGUGGGUAACGCGGUGUGGGAGAGAGAGGUGGGCUCCCUGUUUCAGAGCUAUCUUCCCUGGGACCCCUCUGUGGACAACUUCCUGUUCUCGGCCUUCCUCUCCUUCUGGUCUUACGUCAUCAUUUUAAACACCGUGGUACCAAUCUCUCUGUAUGUGAGUGUGGAGGUGAUCAGGCUGGGUCACAGCUACUUCAUUAACUGGGACCAGGAGAUGUUCUGCUCACAGUGUAACACAGCGGCGGAAGCCCGGACCACCACUCUGAAUGAGGAACUAGGCCAGGUUGAAUACAUCUUCAGUGACAAGACUGGAACUUUAACUCAGAACAUCAUGACCUUCAAUAAGUGCUCCAUCAAUGGACAGACUUACGGUGAAGGGCCAGACCCGUUGGAACCUCGGCCAAAGAGACUGGACUUCACUCCCUUCAACCCCCUGGCGGACCCAGACUUCUGUUUCUACGACGACACCCUGCUGGAAUCGGUGAAAGUGGGAGACGCACACACGCACAAGUUUUUCCGCCUGCUCUCCCUCUGUCACACCGUCAUGAGUGAGGAGAAGAGCGAGGGAGAGCUGGUCUACAAGGCGCAGUCGCCAGACGAGGGGGCUCUAGUGACCGCAGCCCGAAACUUUGGGUUUGUGUUUCGCUCCCGAACACCGGGGACGAUCACCACGACGGAGAUGGGGCGGCCUGUCACCUACACCCUUCUUGCCAUAUUGGAUUUUAAUAACAUACGCAAAAGGAUGUCUGUUAUAGUGCGUGACCCAGAGGGCCGGAUCUGUCUGUACUGUAAAGGAGCUGACACCGUGCUGCUGGAGAGACUCCACCCCUGUGAACAGGAACUGAUGAACGUCACCUCCGACCACCUCCAUGAGUAUGCAGCCGAUGGCUUGCGGACGCUGGCCCUGGCCUACAGGGACCUGUCAGAGGACGAGUGGGAAGCCUGGUCAGAGAGCUACUGCUGCGCUGACAAGGCCACCAGCUGCAGAGAGGACCGACUGGCAGCCGCUUAUGAGCACAUAGAACAGGACAUGAUGCUGCUGGGUGCCACAGCUAUAGAGGACAAGCUGCAAGAAGGCGUCCCAGAAACCAUUGCAGUCCUCUCUCUGGCUAACAUUAAGAUUUGGGUUCUCACUGGAGACAAGCAGGAGACGGCUGUCAACAUAGGCUACUCCUGCAAGAUGCUGACAGACGACAUGCCCGAGGUGUUCAUCAUCAGUGGAAACACUGUCCACAGCGUACGUCAGGAGCUCAGGAGGGCGAGGGAGAGGAUGAUCGAGUUGUCAAGGACCAGAGAAGGAGGGAAGGAGGAGGGAAUUGAGGGAUGUUUUAUGGGUAACGGCUUCAGAGAAGGAGAAGGUUUGGGAGGAGCAGGAGGGAAACAGCUGCAGUGUCCUCCUCCUCCUCCGUCCAACCUCAUGGACAACAUCUCUGGGGAGUUUGCCCUGGUUAUCAACGGACACAGUCUGGCCCACGCGCUGGAAGCAGACAUGGAGACGGAGUUUGUGUCGACAGCGUGCGCCUGCAAAGCAGUGAUCUGCUGCCGAGUCACCCCGCUGCAGAAAGCUCAGGUGGUGGAGCUCAUCAAGAAACACAAGAAGGCCGUCACUUUGGCUAUAGGAGACGGAGCUAAUGACGUUAGCAUGAUAAAAAGUGCUCACAUCGGAGUAGGUAUCUCAGGUCAGGAGGGCAUCCAGGCCGUGCUGGCCAGUGACUACUCCUUCUCCCAGUUCCGCUUCCUUCAGCGCCUCCUGUUGGUGCACGGCCGCUGGUCCUACCUGCGCAUGUGCCGUUUCCUCUGCUACUUCUUCUACAAGAACUUUGCAUUCACCAUGGUGCAUUUCUGGUUUGGCUUCUUCUGUGGCUUCUCUGCACAGACGGUGUAUGAUCAGUACUUCAUCACUCUCUACAACAUUGUCUACACAUCCCUCCCUGUGCUGGCCAUGGGGAUAUUUGACCAGGAUGUUCCUGACCAGAGAAGUUUAGAGUAUCCCAAACUGUACGAGCCCGGGCAGCUCAACCUCCUUUUCAACAAGAGAGAGUUCUUCAUCUGCAUCGCUCAGGGCAUCUACACGUCAGUGGUGCUGUUUUUUGUCCCCUGUGCUGUCCUGUCCGACGCCACUCAGAGCACCGGAGAGCCCCUCGCCGACUACCAGACCUUUGCGGUCACCACGGCAACCGCCCUGGUCAUUGUGGUCAGUGUACAGAUCGCUCUUGACACAGGCUUCUGGACUGUUAUCAACCACGUGUUUGUGUGGGGGUCUCUGGGCUCCUACUUCUCCAUCAUGCUCGCUCUGCACAGUCAGACCCUGUUCCUGAUCUUUCCCAAUCAGUUCCACUUUGUAGGUAGUGCCCAGAGUACAUUGUUGCAACCAGUCGUGUGGUUAACGAUCGCACUGGCGACAACAAUAUGCAUAGUUCCAGUUUUGGCAUUCCGCUUCCUUAAGGUGGACCUCAAACCUCAGCUCUCAGACACGGUGCGCUACACUCAGCUGGUGCGGCAGAAGAAGCGCAAGCCGAUAGAUUGCAGCGGCGAAGGUGGGAGACGUGGGCUGGGCAGUGUGUCAGACGGCCGUCUGGGUGCUCGCGGCGGUUCGAGGAGGUCGGGCUACGCCUUUGCCCACCAGGAAGGGUUUGGAGAGCUGAUCACUUCCGGAAAGAACAUGCGUCUCUCUUCCCUGGCCUUGGCCAGCUUCGCGUCCAGACACAGCUCCGGCUGGAUCGACACGCUGCGCAGGAAGAAACCUACGCACGUCCAAACUCCUCCCAGCGCCUCCGGGGAGAGCAGCCCAGCCCCCAGCUGCGUGUCCGGGUCAGUGCCGCCACUUUCAAACUCCUCCUCUGUUCUGGGCGGCUCGCAAGACACGACCAUCGAGGAGGAGACGGGCGCAACGCCUGCCCAAAACGCACAGACUGCUCCUGCACAAAGCCUGGCAGCUGCUUUGGCGGCGGCGCCUCGGGGUUCAGCCCAGGCCGCCAAUGCUGAAGGCCUCGCCCGCGCGACCCGGAGGUCCCAGGGGGGAGACUCGCCUGGAGGCUGGUCAAGCACUCUGGGCGCCGUGCAGGAGGCUCUGUUCCGUUGGAGGGCUCGGGCUGCUGCAUCCAACAGCCCCCGCCCGCCCUCUGUUCCUAUGGAAACCAGACAGAAUGAGGGAACCUUUUAGAAUACAUAGGGAAAUACAUUUUCCACUGUUGUCCACUUACAUGUAUGCACACAAAUGGGAUGUGUUGCGCGCUUUCCUGGAGAGACACUGAGACACGAAGAGCAGACUGUUCAAAGACUGUCAUUCCUCUCUGUUUCCCAACUGAAGCUUGUAUAAUAAUAUAGGGAAAAGUGACAUUUCCUAAUCUGCAACUAUGAAUUGGGAUUUAGAGGCGGUACAAGUGUUCCCAUGGUAUGAGAUUGCUGUUCAUGAAUGACUAGAACAUAACAAUAUGUACAGUAUUUAACUGAAGAAAAGCAGCAGGUGCAGGAAAAGGUAACAUCCUGUUAAUGAUGUUAAUGAUUAUUUCCACUUUUUCUUUGUUUCAAGUCAGGGCUCGCUCACAAUCAAGCUUCCUUCAAUAUCAAAAAAAAGCAAUAGGUUGAGUGAAUGUGCAGACUAACAACCUUCAAUAAGUGAAGUUCAGGCCUUCUUUUUAAAAGUGUUUUGUUCCUUAUAGUUCUCAGUGAGAACGGUGCUUUACUUUACAGAACACUGCACAAAAUGUUUCAGCUCCCAUUAGUUUUGUCUCACUUGUAACUUCACAUCGAACGUUUUCCUUUCUUUUUGCAUCAUAUUGAUGUGUUUUAUGAUGUUCUAGUUGAGUUGCCCUUAAAGGAUGCUCUCAGUGCUUUUUUUCUCCUUUUUGAAGCUGUGUUGUUUUCAUCUGGAAAAAGGCACAAAUCAUGUUGACAAAGUGCCAGAAGCUGACUUGAGGUCACACAUGGGCAAAAGGUGAAUGGUCAAACCGCUAUUUCAAGUGCUUUAAAUUUGUCUGUGCAUAAAGCGAAUGUGUUUUGGGAUAAUGAUGCCUUAAAUAUGUCACCAUUUAGGUCCCCUGAAGCUACUAUGUUCCCUGAUCCAUCAACGCACAACAUUCCACCUGUGUUGCAAAUGCUGCUGUCAAUUAUGGAUUCUUACUCAAGUAGGGUUGAUAUUAUACGUGAGCGUCCAAAAGGCCCGAAAUGAAUGUACUGUCGAACGGUGGUCAAUAAACUCGUCAUCUUUCGUUCAAAUGAGAGGAUCAAA